Molecule: messenger RNA, 1130 nt
Organism: Hermetia illucens (black soldier fly)
Lineage: Eukaryota; Metazoa; Arthropoda; Insecta; Diptera; Stratiomyidae
Product: GTPase Era, mitochondrial
Exons: 4
Coding region: 25-1116 (363 amino acids)
Biological process (GO): ribosomal small subunit assembly
Cellular component (GO): mitochondrial matrix
Molecular function (GO): ribosomal small subunit binding; GTP binding; rRNA binding
Source: RefSeq, a predicted model, not a curated record
CGUCAAAAUGGUCACGACAUAAACAUGGACAAGUGUUUCGGGCUCGUUAUUUUCGGCAUAAAGGCCUCUAGAAGGCAUUUGCUUCCAUUGACAUCAAUUCGGAACUACUCAGCACAAGUUAAGGAACUAAUUCCACAAGAAUUUCAUAAUCAAAAGAUAACCAAAGUUGCUAUAAUCGGUGUUCCAAAUGCCGGUAAAAGUACGUUCAUUAACAACCUCCUCAAUCACCGAAUAUGCCCAACUUCCAGCAAAGUCCACACCACCAGAAAAUCAAAUAAGGCCAUUACCACCAUUAAUGACAACCAAAUCGUUAUAUUCGACACCCCCGGGUUGGUAACCUCUAAAGAAAUCAAAAAGCAUCGCCUUGAGUCCUCUUUUUCGAGCUCUUACCGUCACGCAAUCCAACAUGCUAAUAUGAUUGGCGUAAUUCAUGAUAUUUCCAACCACUGGACGCGGGCAGCACUCCAUCCGACUGUCCUGGAAACGCUCAACGCAUAUCCAAAGCUACCCAGCUUUUUGGUCCUGAACAAGAUUGAUAUGUUGAAAUCGAAGCGAAUUCUCUUGGAACUUGUUAAAACUCUAACAAAUAAUCAGUUGUCCUUGAAAGGAAGGCCACAAAGCAGGAAGAAAGUGCCCAGUGAAGUUGAUGAAGGAGCGAAACUUGAAAAGGAAAAAGAAAAGGCCGUUGCAGGGUGGAGCAAUUUUUCCGAAGUGUUUAUGGUUUCAUCGAUUACAGGGAAUGGGCUGUCGGAUGUUUUGCGCUUCAUAUCCAAUCACGGAAAACCAGGCAAGUGGGAGCACAGCCCUGAUGUCUUCACCGACGAAUCUCCUGAGAAUUUGAUCAUUGAAAGCGUGCGCGCUCGUCUGCUCGACUAUCUUCCGCAGGAGAUUCCGUACAAUCUAAAGAGUCGUUUAGAGUAUUAUAGUGAUGAGAAAAAUGCAAUUUACGCGUGUGUAGAGGUUACUUGUCCCAAUCCGAGAAUCGAGAAGUUGCUGUGCGGCGUGUCGAAUGGAAAGUUGAAGCAAAUAACGGAACGUAUAACUUCUGAUUUGGUAGAAACCUUUGGUAAACCAAUUUCGUUGACAAUUGCCACUGUAGUUUCGGGAAAUAAAUAGAAAUAAUAAGCAAA